AUUUAAAAUAUCACAAUUUUCACUCAAAUUCAAGACCAAUUACUACACCCUCACUAUAUAUACACACUCCCUCUCUGUUCUUCCUUCAUCUUCACAACAACAACCCAAAACAGAGGAAACAGAACACAUCAUUUCACAAGUUGCUGCCAUGGAAGUUCCAAAACAAGAAGCUCGAGUGGCACCGGCGCCUCCCAUCGUGGCCAUGAUGCCAUCACCUGGCAUGGGGCAUCUAAUCCCGAUGAUCGAGUUCGCCAAGCGAGUCGUCCGCUACCACAACCUCUCCGUCGCCUUCGUCAUCCCCACCGACGGUCCACCUUCCAAGGCCCAAAUCGCCGUCCUCCAGGCCCUUCCCGACUCCAUCUCCCACACCUUCCUCCCUCAGGUCAAUCUCUCCGACCUCCCGCAUGACGCCAAGAUCGAAACCCUCAUGUCCUACGUCGUCCUCCGCUCCCUCCCCUCCCUCCGCCAGGCCUUCCAUUCUCUCUCCUCCACCCACACACUCGCAGCCCUCGUCGUCGACCUCUUCACCACCGACGCCUUCGACGUUGCCGCCGAAUUCAACGCCUCCCCCUACGUCUUCUUCCCAUCCACCGCCACUGCCCUCUCCCUCUUCUUCCACCUCCCAACCCUCGACCAGGAGGUCCACUGCGAGUACCGGGACCUCCCCGAGCCCGUCAAAAUCCCCGGCUGCAUUCCGCUUCACGGCAGGGAAUUACUCGACCCCGUUCAGGACCGCAAGGACGAGGCCUACAAGUGGGUCCUACACCACGCCAAGAGGUAUAGAGAAGCCGAGGGAAUAAUCGAGAACAGCUUCUCAGAGCUUGAACCGGGCGCUUGGAGCGAGUUGCAGAAGGAACAACCCGGGAGGCCUCCGGUUUACGCGGUCGGGCCUUUAGUCAGAAUGGAGACCGCUCCUGCGGAGUCGGAGUGUUUAAGGUGGUUAGACGAGCAGCCGAGUGGGAGCGUGUUGUUCGUGUCGUUCGGAAGCGGUGGGACCCUCUCCACUGCUCAGAUCAACGAGCUUGCCCACGGGCUGGAAGCGAGUGAGCAACGGUUUCUGUGGGUGGUGAAGAGCCCAAACGACAAAAUCGCCAACGCUGCUUAUUUCAACGCGGAGAGUGCGGCGGAUCCGUCUCACUUCUUACCCGAAGGUUUUGUAGAGAGAACGAAAGGCAGGGGCUUUGUGGUUCCCUCUUGGGCUCCUCAGCCUCAGGUUCUGGCCCAUCCCUCCACCGCCGGAUUCUUGACCCAUUGCGGGUGGAACUCCAUUCUGGAGAGCGUGGUGAGCGGCGUGCCCUUCAUCGCAUGGCCUCUCUUCGCGGAGCAGAGGAUGAACGCCUUCAUGCUGACCCACGACGUGAAAGUGGCGCUGAGGCCACAGGUUGGCGAUAAUGGGUUGGUGGAGAGACAGGAAAUAAGUAGCGUUGUGAAGUCCCUGAUGGAAGGUGAAGAGGGGAAGAAGCUGCGUUACCGAAUGAAGGAUCUGAAGGACGCUGCCGCCAUGGCUCUCGCUGAAAACGGUUCCUCAACCAACCAUAUCUCCCAUUUGGCACUCCUCUGGGCCAACAAAACUGCCGUAACACCACCACCUCUGUAAUAAUAUCUGCACUUAACUUAUUUUUAUUUUUAAUUAUAAAUAUGCUUGUAUUUUUUUAGUUGGAUAAAACGGCAGAGAUAAAUAAAUAAAUAAUUGGGUACAUGUGAAGUGUAAAAGUUAUAAUAAAAUUGAAUUUCACGUGGCGCUUCACAUCCCGAUGAUAACGACCAGGGGUGCUGGCCAAAAGGAGCAGGGUCCCAGUGGACACAAAAUUGGUAGCUCCACCGUGAGGAGUCACAAUAUAUCCAAAACUGGACGUGGCUAGCAUUAGACAUUGGAACUUUGAAGGAGUGUCUUGUGACAUCCCAGAAUGAUUGUAGUAAGGAAAUUCAUUAUGGUUUUACCUCAUUCAACCACUUUUUUU
Vigna unguiculata (cowpea) is the source of this 1961-nucleotide messenger RNA. RefSeq names its product UDP-Glycosyltransferase superfamily protein (gene GT72B1). The record is from RefSeq and is a predicted model, not a curated record. Gene Ontology annotation, molecular function: UDP-glycosyltransferase activity. NCBI's taxonomy places the organism in Eukaryota, Viridiplantae, Streptophyta, Magnoliopsida, Fabales, Fabaceae.